Molecule: messenger RNA, 216 nt
Organism: Arabis nemorensis
Lineage: Eukaryota; Viridiplantae; Streptophyta; Magnoliopsida; Brassicales; Brassicaceae
Source: the annotation of a GenBank genome assembly
AUGGGAAACAAUUCAAGAGCUAUUGUCUCCUUAGUGUUAUUUGUAGCCUUAUGUGCUGCAGUUUUGAUCACUCCCGGAUUAGCUCAUGACCAACCACCGCGCUCGGAAUUUCCACUGGAAUCUCCUAUUGAUGCGUAUUCGAGCUCUACAAGUCAGAUUUCUCCGGUCAAUUUGGAAAUGUUGGAAUCGCAUGUUGCAAAGCUUUUACGAACAUAG